AAUAUAUCAACGGUCACACUGAUCAGCAGCAGAUAUUUUCGUAUGUAAAACGCAUUAAAAACUUAUAGUAGUGUAAAUAUUCUAGAGUUCAAAUGUGUAUCUAUGUUUGUUCCUUAGUUGCAUAAAUGAACAGCGGCUGGCAAUAAUACGCAGCAAAAUGCUCGACCUGUGAAAAUCAACUGAAUACCUUCAUUCACCUGGCGGGGGUGUGUAUGUGUGUGUGUGUUUGUGGGGGAUGUUAAGUGAAUCACAAUCACAAUCACACAAUUAAAAAAACGCUGCAAAAAUGUACCAAAGCGCCUGCAAUGCAGCCACAACUGGCUCGUGUGUGCCCGGUGCUGGCAAUCAAAUGGAUACCGAUCGUCAGGCGGCACUGAUAGCCCAACAGCCACCCACAGCGCCCGUGGAGCCUGACUACAGUGGCUUCGAUAUCGUUAAGGCCACACAGUAUGGUGCGAUAGCACGUGUCCGGGAACUGGUGGAAUCUGGCUGGGAUGUCAAUCAGCCUGAUAGUGAAACGGUCACGCUACUCCAUUGGGCAGCCAUUAACAAUCGCAGAGAUAUUAUACGAUAUUUUCUGGAAAAAGGCGCCACUGUGGAUGCCGUUGGCGGUGAACUCAACGCUACGCCGCUGCAUUGGGCCACACGGCAGGGUCACCUAGGAGCUGUUGUGCUGCUCAUGGCGGCAGGCGCAGAUCCGCGCAUACGCGAUGCAGAGGGCUGCUCCUGCAUACACAUUGCCGCACAGUUCGCACACACUGCCUUGGUGGCCUACUUCAUAGCCAAGGGAGUGGAUCCGGACUUGCAGGAUCGAGGCGGCAUGACGGCACUCAUGUGGGCUGCCUGGAAGGUAUGUGCUCUGGAUCCUGUGCGGCUGCUGCUCACGUUGGGCGCCAAUCCCGCCAUGGUUGACUACACACAUGGCAAUACGGCAUUGCACUGGGCAAUAUUGGCGCGCAAUUCCACGGCCAUUUCCACGUUGGUGCUGAAGUCGAAAGCUUCGCUGGAUGUGCCUAAUUUGCGUGCCGAGACGCCGCUAUCGAUGCUGGAAGCACAGGCCGGUGCCAUCUGGAUUGGCGCCAAGGUAAUGGAUCGGGUCAAAGAGGCAGCAUUGACGUCCCAGCAGCGACGAUCUCUCGUCUCAAAGCUACGCCAUGACAAACGCUUGCGCUGGUGGUCGAUGGUCGCCUGUCCAUUUACAGCCUUCUAUCUGGCUGGCAUCGUCUUCACCAUCAACACGCUGUACAUUAUCAAAUUUUUCCUGCUGGGUUGCCUGUAUGCUAUAUUCCAUACCAUUGGCAAAACGCUAUUCGAUGAGCAUCUGAUGGCGCUGCUGCCGCUGUCCGUUUAUCUUGCGACCAAGGCCUGGUUCUAUGUCACCUGGCUGAUGUAUAUCGAUGAUGCUGUGUCCCUGGCAAAUACUGUGUGCUUCCUUAUCAGCUCGCUGGCGCUUUGGGUAUGCUUCCUAAAGUCUUGGAAGGGUGAUCCGGGCAUUAUACGACCCACCAGAGAGCAGCGAUUCAAGACGAUAAUUGAGCUGUCGGAGCGCGGUGGAAUUGGCUUCGAGCCCGCCUCCUUCUGCUCGGGCUGCUUGGUACGGCGUCCCAUACGGUCGAAGCACUGCUCCGUGUGCGAUCGCUGUGUAGCACGCUUCGAUCAUCAUUGUCCCUGGGUGGGCAACUGCAUUGGUCUCAAAAAUCAUAGCUACUUCAUGGGCUUUCUCUGGAUGCUAUUGAUUAUGUGCGGCUGGAUGCUCUACGGCGGCUCCAAGUUCUAUGUGAACGAGUGUAAUGUGCACUUUGACGAUUUCCUUGCCGCCAUGCGAGCCAUUGGCAAUUGCAAUGCCUGGGUGGGCUGGGUCAUGGGCAAUGCAUUGCUGCACAUGUCCUGGGUCAUAUUGCUCACCGUUUGCCAGACGUAUCAAGUGGUUUGCCUCGGCAUGACCACCAAUGAGCGCAUGAAUCGUGGUCGCUACCGUCACUUCCAGGCAAAGGGCGGACAGAGCCCGUUUACGCGUGGACCGCUACUCAAUUUAAUUGACUUCCUGGAAUGCAGUUGCUUUGGCUUGGUGCAGCCGCGACGCAUCGAUUGGAUGAACUACUAUGACUACGAUGCCCAGGUGCAUCAGACAAUUGAAAAGGAGCCGCUGCUGCGUGCCGAAGGUGCCGAUGCCGAUGGACUGAUCGGGGAUCAUCAGUAUGUGUAGGACAAAUCCUAUCGGGAUGCGAAGACGCUUCAAAUGCCCAUUGCGCAUGUCUAACAACGAUUCGUGUGCUAAUAACAAAAAGACAAUGCUUUAGAUUUAUAUAUACAUAUAUAUUUAUAUAUAUGCCCACCCGAUUAGCUUCGUAUUAUUAUGUUUUUAGUGAUUUGUAAUUGGAACGCGCUGCUGCAAACACAACGAUUUAAUAACAACAAAAUAUAUAAAGACAAAAGACAGAAGCGUCGUCGCUGACCGAUAUCGGAUCCAGUAAAUGGGGCCUUUAUGGCCCCACACACAAACAAACAACUACGUACAUUUAUUGUGCAUGUAUUUUACCUGUAAUUACUAAACUUUGUACAUUUUUCAGCACAUUUCUUAAUUUAAAUCACACACAAAUCUUUUUUAACUUCACUCUCAAGUAUUUGUUAUACCAAAAAAAAAAAAAAAAAAAAAAAAAAAAAAAAACAAAGAAAAAAAAAAAAGAAAAACCGAACAAAAGAUGUAACUAAUGCAACAAAAUCAAAACAAAAGAGAACAUGGAAAUUAUUUAAAAAUGACCGAUAUCGGAUCCAGUAAACUUAAACUUUAAACUUUCAAUUUACACACAAUUCAAAUUUCUAAAAAAAAAAAAAAAAGCGCACAGUUGAAAACAAAAACAAAAUACGAAACUUUAAAUAAAAACAUGUAUUACAAUUUAUAAAUGAUGUGUAUUCAAGAAGCAAGAUUAAAGUAACAUGAAAUUCUAGCAGUUGCCUUUGUGUUAGCUUGGUUCGCCAAUGUUUAAGCAACUAAAAAAACCAAAAAGAACAAACACCAAACAAAUACUUUAAUUAUAUAUAUAUAUAUACACAUAUGUGGCAAAAACAAAGCGAUUUGCAUACUUAAUGGAAACUUCAAUUCUAAACGCGACCCAAUUCAAUAUGCACUAGUCUAGUCAGCAAUCAUUUAAGUAAAAUGUUAUAGUGCAACAACAACAACCGACAUAUAAACAAUAUUGCAUAUUACAAUAUACUAAAUAUACAUAUUUAUAUAUAUAUAGAGAAAGAUAUAUACAUAUUAUAUACAUAUAGUUAUGAAAUUAUGUACACCUACGAUCCAAGUAUCAAAGAAUGAAGGAAUUUCUUUAAGUCCAGCAACCUGACAACAAAAAUUCAACGCGUAGCUAAAAAAUAUAGAUAUAUCUCUAUAUAUACAUA
This is a messenger RNA of Drosophila mojavensis, 3399 nucleotides long. RefSeq names its product palmitoyltransferase Hip14 (gene Hip14). Gene Ontology annotation, cellular component: Golgi membrane. The transcript has 4 exons. The coding region runs from base 287 to 2206 and encodes 639 amino acids. The record is from RefSeq and is a predicted model, not a curated record. Gene Ontology annotation, biological process: protein palmitoylation. NCBI's taxonomy places the organism in Eukaryota, Metazoa, Arthropoda, Insecta, Diptera, Drosophilidae. Gene Ontology annotation, molecular function: palmitoyltransferase activity; protein binding.